CAAACUAGAGUCGUCUCCUUUCCAUAAUCCCGCCAUAGAGAGCUGCGUGAGAUCUAUAUAAACAGAGUAGGGGAGGCCCCACAAGACGGCUUCCACUUGGAGCCAAAAAAGAGACUUCCGGUCGCUAAAUUUUAAGCUUUGAAGCAACCCAGCAAAUAAAUUUAAGGUCGGGAGGGGAGGAGAGGGGGAGGGCGAGACGGAAAGAGAGGAAUAAAGGGUGUCGUGCUCUCAAAUCCGAUCAAAGUUUUUCCGAUCAUCAGCCAUCAAAUCCUGGGAAAUCCAAAGGACAGCUGCAAAAUCCCCUGUUCUUUCUAUCCCCCUUAUUUCAAGAUCCCUCCUUUUUAUUCGUUUGCUGUACUGAUUCGCUUCCCCUGGGUUCUCCCCUGUUUCUCGUAUUCCUUUGGAAAUCCAUUUGAGUUCGAUUUUUUCUUGUUUGUCCGAUUUUGUCCGGUUGAUUCGAACAUUACGACUCAAAAAAUCUCUGCUUUGGCGUCAAAAUUUGAAAUUUAAACCAAAGUUUCGAUCCUUUGAAUCGAAUUCCCCCAGGGUAUGUGAGCUUUGAUCCAUGGCGAACGGAAGCGACCGGGUCCGAUUCACUGUGGGAGGCAAGAUCUUUGAGACCACCACCACCACACUUGCAAACGCCGGCCGCCAGUCCAUGCUCGGCGCUCUCCUCGACGACUCCUGGAACCCCCGGCAGCCCGCGACAGGCGACGGAGAGUACUUCAUCGACCGCAACCCCGCCUGCUUCGCCGUCCUUCUCGACCUCCUCCGCACCGGCGAGCUCCACGUGCCGCCCGACGUCCCCGAGAGGCUCCUCUACCGCGAGGCCCUCUUCUACGGCCUCCUCGACCACGUCCGCGCCGCCCGGUGGGGUCCCUUCGACGGCAACCUCCUCCGGCCGGCCGCCUCCGUUGCUGGCCGAGCCCCCGGUGACGGCACCGCCAUCCGCGCCGGCCCCGACGGCGGCUGCUGCGUCGCCCACGGCAGCAUGGUUCACGUCUACGACUGGAUGCUGGAGGAGCACCGCCCCAUCAGCCUCGACUACCAGCAGGUCAACGACGUCGGCUACCUCGACACCCAGAGCAUCGUCGUGACCGCCCGGGCCCGCCUGGGCAAGGGCGACGGCGGCAUGGGAUUGUUCUGCUCGUCGACCGGCGAGCUCCGACAUCGGUUUCGAAUAGCCCACGCCAACCAAGUCAAGAGCUUUACCGCCGGAGCUCUCAGCUUCAGCAGCUCAGACCACAAGAUCUUUGCUAGUUGUAAGGGGAGGUGCAACGAGUAUGGAAUUGGUGUCUGGGAUCAGAACACUGGCCAACAGGUAGAUUUCUUCUAUGAGCCGCCUGGUUGCCUUCUCGGUGACGCUGAUAUGCUCCAGUGGCUGGACGGAAGCAAUUGCUUGAUGGUUGCCACAUUGUUCCCGAGAUCGGACAACUGUUUCAUUGGUUUGUUGGACUUGAGGGAUAAGAAUGUGGUGUGGUCUUGGUCCGAUGCCGGAAUCACGACAUCUCUUGAUGAGAAGAGGGUCCUCCACGCAAUUGCAGCGGAGGAUGGCCGGUCCAUUUGCGUCGUAAACCAGUAUGAGGACUUGGGUUUCAUGGAUUUGAGGAGCAGUGCAGGAGGGGUCAGGUGGAGCUCAAGAAGCAAGCUCAUGAACCGCAAGGUGCCCGCCGAGGAGAGCUGCUAUCCGAAGCUCGCAGCGCACGGCGGGCAGCUGUUCUCCUCUAUGAAUGACAGCAUCUCGGUGUUCUGUGGACCUGAGUGGGUGUUAACCUCGACGCUUCGGAGGGGCUACGGUGGUUCGAUAUGUGAUUUCUCGAUCGGAGGCGAUCGGUUGUUUGCUCUACACAGCGACGAGAAUGUGUUCGAUGUGUGGGAGACGCCUCCUUCUCCAAUCAUCUGACCUUCAAUUACAACUUCUUUUGCUUAGCAGAGCCACAACGAAGAAGAGGGUAAGAAUGGGGUCGUUGUUUGUGUGCGGUUCGUGAUCUUUUGUGACUUCUUAUAGCACAACUAAGCCAAGAGGAUUGAGGUGUAAUGAGUUAGACGUUAAUGUUGGAAUGAGUGUGUUUGUAAUUCGCACAACACUGAUUUCUUAACUGCAAAAGAAAAUCAAGCAUAAAAACAGCUCUUUUAUUGCG
Phoenix dactylifera (date palm) is the source of this 2141-nucleotide messenger RNA. Its product is annotated as BTB/POZ domain-containing protein At2g24240-like. Gene Ontology annotation, molecular function: protein binding. Gene Ontology annotation, biological process: protein homooligomerization. NCBI's taxonomy places the organism in Eukaryota, Viridiplantae, Streptophyta, Magnoliopsida, Arecales, Arecaceae. The record is from RefSeq and is a predicted model, not a curated record.